Messenger RNA from Hevea brasiliensis (rubber tree), 979 nucleotides. RefSeq names its product isovaleryl-CoA dehydrogenase, mitochondrial-like. NCBI's taxonomy places the organism in Eukaryota, Viridiplantae, Streptophyta, Magnoliopsida, Malpighiales, Euphorbiaceae. Gene Ontology annotation, cellular component: mitochondrion. The transcript has 8 exons. Gene Ontology annotation, molecular function: 3-methylbutanoyl-CoA dehydrogenase activity; flavin adenine dinucleotide binding. Bases 92 to 619 code for a protein of 175 amino acids. Gene Ontology annotation, biological process: L-leucine catabolic process. The record is from RefSeq and is a predicted model, not a curated record.
AAAAUAAAAUAAAUAUAACAAUCAUUUGCAUGUAAAAGGCUAUUUGCUGCGAGGUCUCUCUGUUCUUCGAUUUUAAAGAAGCAGACACAGCAUGCUUCUUUCUCUACAUCCCUUCUCUUCGACGAUACUCAGCUUCAGUUUAAGUGUUUCCCAAUUCGCACAAGAAAAUGUUGCUCCUCAUUCAUCGAAAAUAGAUCAUUCCAAUCAUUUCCCCAAGGAAGUUAACUUGUGGAAACUCGUGAGGGAUUUUAAUCUCCUUGGAAUUACUGAACCAGCUAUGGAAGAAAUUAGCUGUGCUUCAGGAUCUGUUGGGCUUUCCUAUGGUGCCCAUUGUAACCUCUGCAUUAAUCAGUUGGUGAGGAGUGGAAGUCCUGCUCAGAAACAGAAGUACUUGCCCAAGCUUAUUAGUGGGGAGCAUGUGGGAGCUCUUGUAACAAGUGAACCCAAUGCUGAUCGUGUAGAUGGGGGCUAUAUUCUAAAUGGGAACAAGAUGUGGUGCACAAAUGUGGUCCAGUUGCUCAGACAUUGGUUAUCUAUACGAAAACAGACAGCAAGGCUGGCUCAAAGCGGAUCACAGCAUUUAUCAUUGAGAAGGGAAUGCCUGGUUAAGUGGACUUAAUUUGCUUUUUAUUGAACAGGGCAGGCCAUAGAUCAAUUGUGGAAAAAUGAAGAGCUUUACAGAAGAAAUUUUCUUCAUUUAAGGUUAUAGCCAGUACAAGCAGCGGCUGCUGGUCCUUUUGGGGAUUAAUGAUGUAUACAUGCAUGUAUUCUUUGUUACAGAGCUGGUCAUAUAUAUAUACCCUCUAGCAUCGAGUUAGACAGCUAAAAAAGAGGACGUUCCAAAUUAUAGGCUAUUGUUUCAUUUUAUUACAAUUUUUUUAAGCAUUGGCAAAGCUAGCCUGUGGAAUGUGGAUACAUUCUAAAUAUUGGAAUGAGAACAUUUUAUUGGUUUUCAGUGAGGAAAGAUUUAUUUUGGACA